GAAACAGAAAGUUGAAUGUCUUUAAUGAACUGCUUAAAAAAGGUUUAAAACAGAAAGUGCGAACCACUGCAUAGAAAUGGUUGCUGUUGUAUUGAUGUUUACACUGAAUUGUUUACAUUCUACUAUAUAGUCAUGUAUUAUAAUAAAAUCUGCCGAACAAAUAAAGUAUUGUUAUAAUCAUUGAAUGACUGAUAUGGCAUUAACAUUUAAAUAACCUUUCUUUGGAAAACCACAAGGUCGUUGACAGUGAACUAAUAAAAAUAGCACAAAGUUGGAAAAUCUAAAAAUAGAACAGACAGCUGAUUAAGUGUUUAUAAGUUAAGCAGAUAUGUUAGCGAAUUAAAGCAAAAAAGGUGUUUUGAUAUUUUGAAAGCUGUUACAUAAAGAUGACACUUCAAAUUAAUAUAGAGACAAGUGAACAUGUGUCGGUGAAGGAUUUUGAAUUGUUGAAAGUUCUUGGUACUGGAGCCUACGGUAAAGUUUUCCUUGUACGUAAGCUGCAUGGCUCGGACGAGAACAAACUAUAUGCUAUGAAAGUGUUGAAGAAAGCUUCAAUAGUACAGAAGACAAAGACGACAGAGCACACUAAGACAGAGAGACAAGUGUUAGAGGCAAUCAGAGAUUCUCCCUUCCUAGUUACUUUACACUAUGCAUUUCAGACGGAUGCCAAGUUACACCUAAUACUAGAUUAUGUGAAUGGAGGGGAAUUAUUUACACAUCUUAACCAAAGAGAACAUUUUACAGAAGCAGAAGUAAAAAUAUACAUCGGAGAGAUUGUUCUAGCUUUGGAAACUUUACACAAGCUUGGCAUAAUUUACCGUGACAUAAAGUUAGAGAAUAUAUUGUUGGACAGUAGUGGUCAUAUUGUACUAACAGACUUUGGUCUCAGUAAAGAAUUCCUACCAUCAGAUGAGCUACACAGGGCUUACUCAUUCUGUGGGACAAUAGAAUAUAUGGCCCCAGAAGUUGUUGAAGGAGGACAUACUGGACAUGAUUUUGCUGUGGAUUGGUGGUCACUAGGUGUGUUGACAUAUGAACUGUUGACCGGUGCCUCACCUUUCACAGUUGAUGGGGAAAGUAAUUCUCAGUCUGAAAUCUCAAGGAGGGUUACUAAAGCUAAACCACCAAUACCGAAAUCAUUCUCACCAGUUGUAAGAGAGUUUAUUCUGGCACUGCUCACUAAAGAUCCAAGAAGAAGAUUAGGGGCAAAUGGGGCAGAUGAAGUCAAAUUCCACAGAUUCUUCAAGGGUAUAAAUUGGGAUGAUCUAGCCGCUAAAAGAAUACCAGCACCAUUUGUGCCAAAGAUCCGCCAUGAGUUGGAUGUCAGCAAUUUUGCGGAGGAAUUUACUAGAAUGCUUGCAGCAGACUCUCCAGCCAUUAUUCCUACAACGGGAGACAAGCUUUUCAAGGGCUAUUCUUAUGUUGCACCAUCAGUGAUAUUCAGUGACAACACAGUGAGUAAUGAUCUUCUAAAACAAUCAACAGAUCUACAUCCUGAUGUUAAACAACUACUAUAUGCUAGUCAUUUUAAGAGCUCAGCCUUUUUUCAACAAUAUGAACUAGAUUUUAAAACUCCACCACUAGGGGAUGGCAGUUUCUCAAUUUGCAGGAAAUGUUUUCAUAAGAAAACUCAUUUACCAUUUGCGGUUAAGAUAGUGAGUCGACGUAUAGAUGUAAACAGGGAAGUUACUCUGCUCAAAUUGUGUCAAGGUCACAGAAAUAUUGUUCAACUUGUAGAAGUAUUUUUUGAUGAGCUGCAUACAUACAUGGUGCUUCAGCUAUGUGAAGGUGGCGAAUUAUUAAACAGAAUACGAAAGAAAAAGAAUUUCUGCGAGCCAGAGGCCAGUGAGAUUAUGUGGAAAUUAGUUCAGGCCGUAGACUUCAUGCAUAGUAGAGGGGUGGUUCAUAGAGAUCUUAAACCAGAGAAUUUACUGUUUGAAGACUCCUCUGAACAAGCUGAAGUGAAGAUAAUAGAUUUUGGUUUUGCGAGAUUAAAGCCUGGUAAUCAGCAGCUGAGUACCCCAUGUUUUACCUUGCCAUAUGGGGCACCAGAAGUCUUACUACAGGCAACAACAAAUAGGGAUAAAGAAGGCUAUGAUGAGUCAUGUGAUCUCUGGAGUUUAGGUGUCAUAUUGUACACAAUGUUAUCAGGGAAGGUUCCAUUCCAAGUAGGCAGUUCAGAAAACCAGGCGAAGGCAAUCAUGCAUGAAAUUAAGAUGGGUAGAUUUAAUUUUAAUAGUUCAGAAUGGAAUGAUGUGUCAGAUGCGGCAAAAUCUCUUAUACAAGGAUUACUGACUGUAGAUCCAAGGAAACGUCUAACAAUGGCAGAUUUGAAGGAAAAUGAAUGGCUUCUAAGGAAUAAUAAUAGUAUGUUCUCAGAAAAAACAUUACCUACUCCAGGUGUUUUAAAUACUACUAGUAAUACACUACAGCUCCAGUUUUCUGCCACUUUAGAUGCCUUUCAUAAAGCAACGCGUGAAGGUUUCCGCCUACAAGAUGUAAAUAAGGCACCCCUUGCUCAACGUCGUAAGAAAAAGAAAGCCUCUGAUGAAAGAAGUUCCACAGACAGCAGCCAUUCUGGUGGUUCUAUACCUCAAGGGUCACAGGGGGCAUCAGGGAGUUUACAUGUACUCAAUUCUCCGAGAGAUUCGCCUGUUCGAAACCUGUCCAAUAACUCCAACACAUCAUCAACAUCUCAUAGCUCCACUCAUAGUUUAGGGUUUGUACCUCAAAGGACCACACCUGUUGAACUUACCUCUAGUCAAAAUAUGCCUUCAUCAGGCAUAUCAGAAGUGCUUGUGAUUGAACCAAGUACCUCAAAUGAGAAAAUAGGGUACCAAGAAAUAUUGUCAUCUGAUUCAGAAAACUCAGUUAAUGAUGAACCGCCUUUCCAAAAGACACGAGGAAUAAAACGUAAACAUAGUUUAGAGGAAGGUUAUAGUGAUUUAGAUGAUGAAUCUGAUGAAAGUGAUGAUGACAAUGAUAUCACUGAUGACGAUGAUGAUAAUAGUGAUUGUAUAAUAAUAUCAGAUGAUGAUGAUGAUGAGGAGGAUGGAAGUUGCGAGAGUGAUGAAAGUUUAAGUGAUGUACAAACCAAGAACUUAAAUAGGAGUAAUAAAAAGGCAAGGACAGAAAGUACUAUUAUAAUAGAUGAUUGAUAAACAAGGAAAUGGUUUAUCGUAGAUCAUAUAUAAGCCAUUAAUUAUCUUUAUAAAUGAUGAACAAACUUAGUUUGUUGCAUACUGCAGACUUUGCUAUAUUACCAUAUGUUGAGUCAAAUUUUGGUAGGUUUAAUGUCCAUUGUAUAGGUGCAUUAUUUGAAAGUUUGUUAUUUGUUGUAAUCAGAACAUACACUUUAUUAGGUAGCAUAUCAGUUUGUUGGUAUUGAAUAAAAGAAAUUAAAAGUAAAGUAGGUGACAAAUUUUGAUUUAUCAUUUGCAUAAUAAUAUAAAUGUGGAUAAUUUUAACCCUAGCAACAGAUUCUACCCGUGUAACCAUCAGUGUGUUGCCUCAUCAGUCAGUACUUAUUUUGAAGUUUUCUCUAAACAUGAUCAAUACUUCUUUCCACAUUAAAAGAUUGACAAGUCCAUUUUACAUAUUCAGUAUGGUGAGAGUUAAGAUACAUUUUCUAUGUUUUCCACCAUUAUUUUUGUUUUAAAUACUUCAUAGUUUGAAAAAAAGAAAGAAAAAUAAGGAAAACAGUUUAUUUCACCAGCCCUUAAUAGAGCCUCAUGAUUUGUGACUUUGUCAACAAAAUUACAAACUUAAGAGAUGAAUUUUUAGACUAUUGUCAUAUUUAAAUAUGUCGUAGCUUUGUUAUCCAUAAACUAUAUUUUUCCAUUUGAUUUUUUUACACAGUUUGUUUACACUCUUGAACUUUUAAAGUAGAGGACCUCCAGAUUUCUGCUCUAUAUUUUUAUUAAAAAUUUUAAAAAAUGAUGGGGAAUAAAAUAGUAGAUCGUGUCAUAUUUUGCAUAGAACAUUAAUCAUCUAAAUACGUUUAGACCUGAAUUGAUUAAUCAUCAAGAUAUUUAGCCCUAUUGUUAUUUUGGCAUAUUAAACACCUAAAUUUUGUUUUUGUUGUUUUAAGUUGUUUUGGGAUUAAAUUGAUUUAAGAUUAUGUAAAUUUACUUUUUGACACCAUGUUAAAUCUAAUCAAUAAUUUUAUCAUUCUUUGAAAAUAUAAAUAUUUUGCAAACAGAAAAAAAUCCGAGUUUAUUGAGUAGUUGACCGUCUGGUCAGACAAAAUAGGUGUUCAGGCUGGCCGGAAUAUGCUGUUGACAGACAAAUCAGGCUGGCCGGAAUAUGCUGUUGACAGACAAAUCAGGCUGGCCGGAAUAUGCUGUUGACAGACAAAUCAGGCUGGCCGGAAUAUGCUGUUGACAGACAAAUCAGGCUGGCCUUUGACAUUCAAAUAUGUUAAAUUCAAAAUAUGUUAAUUUUUCACUGAUAUACAUGUAUGUAGGGAUUCAGAUGUGUUCAAUCACUCUAUUUCACUUGUGUAUCUUUUUGUUUUACAUUCGGCAUGAUGACCUUUAUAAAGAUAUCACAAAUGCAGUAAAAUCACAGCAUUGGUUCAUUCCUACAAUGUAUAUCAUGAUAAUAGCAACAUGAUGUAGUCACAUAACUGAAAUUGUCAUAUUUUCAUUAAGGUCAUAGCCUGGCAGACACAUAUAUACACAAGUGAUAAUAAGAGGUUGUUUAUUUAGAUUGAACUUGAAAAAUUGUACAAGUUUUAAAGUAUAUUAUAGACCUUGAGAGGUUGUUUUCUUUGUCAAAAACAUUUCUUGACAUUAUUUUUACUCUGUUUGACUGUGAUCAUACGUAUUUUAGUCAGUUUAGAUGUUUAGUAUUGUUGGUACCUCUUGCAUUAUAAAAACUGUAUUUUAUAUCGAUAUUAGAAAUUACGCAUCAAUGACAAUUGUGAUUUAAUGUCACAAAGUGAAAAUGCCUCAAGGUUUUUAUUUUUUGUUCUUGUUUUUAAAAACAAAUUUUGUACAAUUACUAGUAAUAUGAAAUAUUUUGAGUGAUUUUUGUAGUUAAGGAGUUACUGAUGAAAAUUAUUUCAGUAAAAUGAUGGCAUGAAAUAGUGUCAUAAUUUGAAUGCCAUUUAAGUUGUAAUGUUGAAUAGGUAUUGUUGUUCACGUUUAAACUAUGUCAUUAAUUAACUAUUAGUUUAUAAUGAUGCUUGUUAAACUUCAAUGUUGAACAAAAUGUUACAAGUAGAUAUUAUAUAACAAGGACCUAUAUGUGGUUCAUAUUAGGUCAGAUAAAGUCUUCUUUUCUUUGGUAUAUAACUUAAUUGAAUGUUUGCAAAUAUUUCUAUUGUUUACUUUGUAUGAUAAAAUUUUACCAUUCCAAGGGUAAUAUUGUAGAACCUGUAAAUGAUAUAACAUGAUGAACCAUAUAGGUGAAACAUGUUUUUGGAUUAAAUUUAGUUACAUGUGAAGUCAUAUAUAAGUACUGUCAUUGCUCUAUAUGAUAGGCAACUCAACUACUUCUGAUCAAUUUCUGAAUCAAGAAUGUUACAGUGGACCUCUGUUAAAUAAAGUUCUAUAAAUCAUGCAGCUGAGGUAAUAAAUGGGAUUUGAGUUCACUGUUGUUGAAUAGAUUAUGUCAGAAACAACUUUUAAAAAGCUUUUGUUUUGUAAAGAUAAGGUUCAGAAUGUACAGAAUGGCUUAAGAAAAGAAGUUUUUCUUUUUUUGAUUUUUUUUCUCUUUUAUUAGCUCACCUUAACAAAAAAUGCUCAGAGGUGAGAUUUUGUGAUGGCAGUAUGUUCAUCGUUGUCCUCAAUAGCAUCACCUUGUGGUCCUCUACAAAAGCUAUAUAAAUCUAUCUGGCCCUGGGUGUUAAAAUUACCCCCCCCCCCCCUCAGGGGUCACUUGGUUUAAAUAGACUUGCAUAUGAAAAUAUAAUUAAGUCUUCUUUUGUGAAACAACAAUUCCAAGAGCAAGAGCUUAGAUAUUUGGCAACCAACAUUGUUUGAUUUACCCUUUUUGGGCAUAACUUUCAGGUGAGCAAUUUAGGGCAAUCCCCCUUGUUUCCUUGUAAUAUUAGGUGAGAGAAUAGCACCUCUUUGAUCUCUUGUUCAUAUCUAGCAAAACAUAGUAUACAACAAAAUUGUGACUUGGUGUUUAUAAUACAGUUACUUUAUAUCAUAGAUUAAGGAGGUGGUAAAAUUUUACAAAUGAUGUCAAUAUUGCCAUUUUUAUGAUUAUUUUAAAAUUGGAAUUGAAAUAUAUAUUGAUUGCUAAAUUUGCCAAAAAUAUAUAUGAUUACACAGUUUGAAAUUUUAAUGUUAUUUACAUAUAAUAUAUUUAUAGUUGAUUUGUUACAUACCCAUAUAAUGGGAAGUGUUUUUAUUGUUUUGAUUGUUAUCUUAUAGAAGUACACAGUUAUUUUACAAUUGUGUAGAUUUAUGAAUUGUUCUUACUUCAAUAAACUGUUACAUGAAAUUAUUGUAAAAUGAAUAUUACUUUUUUAUUAAUAGACUUCAUAAGUGAAUAUCAUAAAGUAUUGCAUUCCACUUGAGUUAUUGAGUUAUUUUGAAAGGAAUUUUACAGAUUCUGUAAUCAUGAGUUGUAAAACAGACUAAUAUCCCUGAUUUCAACAUUGGUUGUUUUUUUAUGUAGCAUGUUUUUGUGCCACAUACUGCACUUUGUUCAUUAACCAAUUGUGUCCCUUU
This is a messenger RNA of Ruditapes philippinarum (Manila clam), 6686 nucleotides long. Its product is annotated as ribosomal protein S6 kinase alpha-5-like. Gene Ontology annotation, biological process: protein phosphorylation; regulation of DNA-templated transcription. Bases 387 to 3158 code for a protein of 923 amino acids. The record is from RefSeq and is a predicted model, not a curated record. Lineage: Eukaryota; Metazoa; Mollusca; Bivalvia; Venerida; Veneridae. The transcript has 15 exons. Gene Ontology annotation, molecular function: ATP binding; protein serine/threonine kinase activity.